Galeopterus variegatus (Sunda flying lemur) is the source of this 3290-nucleotide messenger RNA. It is a transcript of the gene KHNYN, whose product is annotated as KH and NYN domain containing. The coding region runs from base 166 to 2157 and encodes 663 amino acids. Gene Ontology annotation, molecular function: RNA endonuclease activity; mRNA binding. The transcript has 8 exons. The record is from RefSeq and is a predicted model, not a curated record. NCBI's taxonomy places the organism in Eukaryota, Metazoa, Chordata, Mammalia, Dermoptera, Cynocephalidae. Gene Ontology annotation, cellular component: cytoplasmic ribonucleoprotein granule; nucleus.
CCCAUUCCUGAUAAACAGAGUUGUUUACCCAUGACGUCCCCCCUGGAGAGAAGGUCCGUGUUCUGAAAACCUGACAGUCGCUCCCUAAUCCUAAGAUGGACGCAGGACCCUGUUACCUCCUGGGAUUGUUUAUCAGAAUCAUAACUAGGGCUGGGGGAAGCAGCCAUGCCUACCUGGGGGGCUGGUUCCCCAUCCCCUGACCGCUUUGCGGUGUCUGCGGAGACAGAGGACAAGGUGCGGGAGCAGCAGCCCCACAUGCAGCGCAUCUUCAGCGUGGGAGUGAGCGUCCUCGCAAAGGACUGUCCGGAGAACCCUCACAUCUGGCUGCAGCUUGAGGGCCCCAAAGAGAACGUCAGCAGAGCCAAGGAGUACCUGAAGGGUCUCUGCAGCCCCGAGCUGCAAGAUGAAAUCCACUACCCGCUCAAACUGCAUUGCGUCUUCCUGGGAGCACAUGGCUUCUUCCUUGAUUGCCUGGUCUGGAGCACAUCAGCCCACCUGGUGCCUGGGGUGCCUGGCUCACUGAAGAUCAGUGGCCUGACUGAGGCCUUUGUCAUGGCACAGAGCCGGGUGGAGGAGCUAGUGGAGAGGCUGAGCUGGGACUUUCGGCCGGGGCCGUCCCCCGGGGCCUCUCAGUGUGCUGGAGUGCUGAGAGACUUCUCUGCCCUGCUGCAGCCCCAGGGGGAUGCCCACAGAGAGGCCCUGCUGCAGCUGCCCUGGGCUGUCCAGGAGGAGCUGCUGAGUCUGGUGCAGGAGGCGUCCAGGGGGCAGGGGCCACAAGCACUCUCUUCCUGGGAUGGGAGGAGCCCAGGCUUGCUGGGUGCUCAGGGCCAGGGUAUCAGAGCUCCCCCAAAUGAAGGCAGAGAGUCCCUGGACACUGGAUCUGUGGGGCGGGAAGAGUCAAGGGGAGAGAGUCAUGCUGUGGAGAAGGAGAGAGGGAAACAGCAUGGUGCCAGGGAGAUGGAUUUGGGGUGGAAGGAGUUGCCUGGGGAAGAGGCCUGGGAGAGAGAAGUGGCCUUCAGGCCACAGUCAGAGGGUGGAGGGGCAGGGGGGUUGGGGCCUCUGAAAGGGAAGGUCUUGGGGAAGGAGGGGGUGCCUCAGGAAAGAGGAGGGUUCGGUGUCCAGAGUGAGCCUGCCAGUGCCCAUGGCCCUUGUCAGAGGGCAGUUCCACCCCGGGGAGCCUCCCUCCUCCAGCGGCUCCACAAUGGGCAAGCCUCGCCACCAAGAGUGCCCAGCCCUCCACCUGCGCCUGAACCCCCAUGGCACUGUGGAGACCGAGGAGACAAGCAGCAGGCCAUGGCUCGAGGUCGGGGGUCUCCAUGGAAACGAGGUACCCGGGGGGGCAACUUGGUGACUGGCACACAGCGUUUCCAGGAGGCCCUACAAGAUCCUUUUACCCUGUGCCUUGCCAAUGUGCCUGGCCAGCCAGACCUCCGCCAUAUUGUCAUUGAUGGCAGCAACGUGGCCAUGGUGCAUGGCCUUCAGCACUACUUCUCUAGCCGGGGCAUUGCUAUUGCUGUGCAGUACUUCUGGGACCGUGGCCACCGUGACAUAACUGUCUUUGUGCCUCAGUGGCGCUUCUGUAAGGAUUCCAGGGUAAGAGAGAGUCACUUCCUGCAAAAGCUGUACUCCCUUAGCCUUCUCUCCCUCACCCCCUCACGAGUCAUGGAUGGCAGGAGGAUCUCCUCCUAUGAUGACAGGUUCAUGGUGAAGCUGGCUGAAGAGACCGAUGGGAUCAUUGUCUCCAAUGACCAGUUCCGGGACCUGGCGGAGGAGUCCGAGAAGUGGAUGGCAAUCAUCAGAGAGCGCCUGCUGCCCUUCACCUUCGUGGGAAACCUUUUCAUGGUCCCUGAUGACCCGUUGGGGCGAAAUGGUCCCACCCUAGAUGAGUUCCUGAAGAAGCCAGCCAGGACACAGGGGUCUUCUAAGGCUCAGCAUCCUUCCAAGGGCUUUGCAGAACAAGGUAAUCAGCAGCAAGGGAGAGAAGAGGAAAAAGGCAAUGGUGGCAUUCGGAAGACCCGGGAGACAGAGCGGCUCCGGCGCCAGCUGCUGGAAGUGUUUUGGGGUCAGGAUCACAAGGUGGACUUUAUCCUGCAGCGGGAGCCAUACUGCCGGGACAUUAACCAGUUGUCUGAGGCCCUGCUCAGUCUCAACUUUUGAGCCUCACCUGUCUGAGUGGCUGCUGCCCGUUAGCUCCAGCCUCCUCCAGCUCCUCCCACCUCAGCCCCUUCUGUGAGAGUCUCUCUGCUGCUCAGACUGUGACCCAGACUCAUUCUGAGUUGGUGCUUUGGGUUAGGGAAGCACCGAGGAAGGGCAUUCCAGUGUGGGGGACAGGUCCAUAAAGUGACUUGAUCUCAUCUUGAGUUAGGACUUUAACCAGCUCUCAAGAGGUCCUGCUCAGCCUUAACCUCCCAACCUUGCCUCAGUGUAGGGAGUGGGGGCUGCUGGAAAGGCUAAGUCCUGGAGACUGGGACUCUUGGCUCCACCUCCAAGCUGAGUUGGGGUGGAGGAUAGGGUGGGUGGGAGGUGGCAAGGAAGCUAAGCUUUUCCUCCCCCUGGCUGCUGCUCUGGAUGGCCAGAGGACUGGAUGCUUCCCAGGCCUAUCUGGGCUUCUGAGAGCAUUGAAGGGAAUGCUGGGCCCUGGAAGUGCUGUAGUGUAUGGGGCCUGGGUCACAGUGGGGUAGCAGUGAGCUGGUGAAGGCAGAGGGAGACAUGGCUUCUAGUCUCAGCUGUGCCUGUCUGUGACUUUUGAUUGAGCUGCUUGGCCUUUACUUCUGCCUACUAAUCAGGGGUAAAAAUACCUGUUGGGAAGAGAAAUGAGAACAUAGAGGAAAGCUCCUUGGAGGAAAAGUGCUUGGACCAAGUCUCAGGUGUGUUUGCUUGUGGCUGCACAGGCUCUCUAACCAAAACCUCACUUUCAGAGAGAUGUGGGUCCUCUUUCUCCAGGGCCCAUGCCCUAGAUUUUAACACUGCAUCCUCAGUAUAACAUGCCCUAUAAUGGCUGCGUACCUUUUGGGCAACCUCCAAAAUCCACACUUACAAUAGUUAAAUUAGGGUUGACUGCAUUACCAAAAUACUCUCAGGGUUCCUAUAAAUGGCAGCUGUCCUAUUGCAUUCAAGUGUUUACAGAUUCACAAAUGUGUCGGAAAAUCCCUGGUUAGAUGCACUUACUGGUGUUGAGAGCAUUCACCAAAUCGAUGAAGCCAUGCUCUGCAAUGACAAUGUUAAUGUGAUCUUACCCUAACGUUUUCUCUACAGAAGAUAUGUAUAAAGCGAGGCACACUUCUGCUUUU